ACAAUAGUUAUCAAUUAUUUGUAGUUACAUCUGACGAUUAAACUAAGCAGACCCAAAAUUAUUUGUUCUGCCCACUUGUAAAUACUAGUGAUUAUCACUAUUUAUUUGUAUGGAAAUUUUCGUGUGUUGUUGUCGUAGUUUAUUUUAUUUUAUUUUUAAUUUUUUAUUGUUUGACAUUGAAACAAAUGGUUGAGUUGCUGUUGGUUCUUUUUACAUAAAAUGAAAAGGAAACUCUUUUCUGGUUUUCUGUCUUUCAGGAAGAUACACAUAUAGUCAAGAUUGCUACUGAUGACCCUACAGUUCUUUCUGCAAGCUGUAGACAUAAUGGGGGAAAAGAUGGUUACCUCUUGCCAGAAUUCAAUGAUCUCGUGAAAGAAUUUGACUACGCUGCCACUAAUACGGCGAUAUCUACGAAGAAGGACCUAGAAACACCUAGGUCAUACGUGGGAACUUCAAGAGAAUUAAAAAAUAUGAAUGAUGAAUAUGAGCAAGAGAUCAGACAUUUGAAUACCAUGGUAAGAGUACUCCAAGAAAGGGAGAAGAACCUUGAGGUCCAGUUGCUUGAAUUUUAUGGCCAUAAAGAGCAAGAAACUGCAAUGAUAGAGCUGCAGAACCGUCUGAAAAUAAACAAUAUGGAAUCUCAUCUUUUCAGACUCAAGAUUGAAUCCUUACAGGUUGAUAACCAAAGACUACAGGCGCAAGUGUCUGAUCAUGCAAAAAGUAUAGCUGAUCUUGAUGCUGCAAAAGCAAAAAUUAAAUUACUGAAGAGGGCGCUAAGGUCUGAAGCUCAGCAGAACAAGGAACAAAUCUUAACCCUUCAGAAAACAGUAAAUAGGUUGCAGGAGCAGGAACUCAAGGCUGCUGCAACUGAUUCAGAGAUUCAGUUAAAGUUGCAAAAGCUGAAGGAUUUAGAAGCUGAGGCAGAAGACUUGAGGGAGUCUAACUUUAGGUUGCAUCUAGAAAAUUCUGAAUUGGCCAGUCAGUUGGAAUCCACUCAAAUUCUUGCAAAUUCUGUGGUUGAAAAUCCUGAGAGAGAAGAAUUAAGAGAACUUAGCAACCGACUAGGACAGGAAAAUGGAGACUUGGCAAAGGAACUUGAACGACUCCAAGCAGAUCGAUCUACUGAUGUUGAAGAAUUAGUCUAUCUCCGUUGGGUAAAUGCUUGCUUGAGAUAUGAAUUGCGCAGUUUCCAGCCCCUGCAUGGUAAAACAGUUGAAAGAGACCUAAGCAGAUCCCUCAGUCCCGAGACUGAGGGGAAAGCAAAACAACUAAUAUUUGAAUGUGCAAAUACUGAAGGGAAGGUGGAGAAGGGGAUCGAUAUUAUGGAUUUUGAGUCUGACCAGUGGUCUUCCUCUAACACUUCCUGUAUUGCAGACUCACCGGACCGUGAUGAUCCUUCAGUUUCAUCAAAAAACAGCAACUGGAAAAAAGUCAAAAUUUUCAACAAGUUAAGGAGACUUAUUCGGGGAAAAGACGUUCCUCAUCGUAAUCGUGGGUCAUCAACAGGCAAAAAUGUAGGAACAGAAGAUUCUGAUUCUUCACGUGGUAGUUCAAGCAUUUCAACAACAACCGAUGCUGCAACCGAUCGACAAUCUAGUAGCGUUCAAAAUCCGUCUCUACAAUUUUGUUGGCACUCAUCUGGAAAAUCUGCAGGUAUUCGAAGAUUGAAGAGUGCAAAUAUAGAUGAAAUAAAGGAUAUCGAAAUUGGUCGGAGUAAUCAUUCUGAAUCUUCUUCUGAGCAUAGGAAAUGUUUGUCAGGUAGGACAGCUUCUAGUGAUUUUUCACUGAAAAAUCAACUAGACAAACACCCACAUCCCAUUGAGAAAUCUGAAUUGUUGGACAUGGCCGAAGCUCUGAAUAACUCUAAAAUAGGAACGUUUCAUAGAAAAGCAGCAUCACUUGGUUCGUAUUGAGGCUUUUGAAAGCUUCAGUUUACAAUAAUCUGACCUCAUUGCUUGUCUGUAUGUACUCUUGGUCAGUGUAAAUGCAUCAUAAUGUACAACCAAAUUCCACAAAAUGGAAGCAAUGUAAAUUAAUGAUUGAUUUAUUUAGUGACAAGCUUAAGCAAACCAUACCAC
Manihot esculenta (cassava) is the source of this 2078-nucleotide messenger RNA. Its product is annotated as protein CHUP1, chloroplastic. Gene Ontology annotation, cellular component: chloroplast outer membrane. Gene Ontology annotation, biological process: chloroplast organization. The record is from RefSeq and is a predicted model, not a curated record. The coding region runs from base 471 to 1913 and encodes 480 amino acids. Lineage: Eukaryota; Viridiplantae; Streptophyta; Magnoliopsida; Malpighiales; Euphorbiaceae. The transcript is spliced from 2 exons.